GGCGCAUCUCAAACAAGCCUCUUGAUUCACUUCCUCGCUCUGGCGUCAUCAUGUCGUUAGUUCCUUGUUAUGAACUUCAGCACAGAUCAGAUCAGACCAGACUGCUGCUGCGUAUCAGUCCAGCUCAUGCACAACUUCUGUCCGCUCUUUUCCAGCGAUUUCACUAUAAAUACCCGCGGUUCACUCGCGAUAUUUGGUAAAGGUAUUGCUGAAUGUCACAGAAUGGCAGUGGACUGGUGGGGCUUCGCCUAUGCUGCAGCUCUUGCUCUGGGCGGCUUUAUGGGCUAUAAAAGAAAAGGAAGUGUGGUGUCAUUAAUUGCCGGACUCUUCUUUGGAAGUGUGUCUGCAUAUGGAGCAUAUAAAAUAACAAAUGAUCCACACGAUUACUGGACCUCUCUGAUCGCCGCCGGUGUUCUGACUGUUGUGAUGGGAAUGAGGUUCAGGAAAUCUGGGAAAUUAAUGCCUGCAGGAAUCAUGGCAGGACUGAGACUUUACGCCACAAACCUGGACUCCAGCUGCAGCCAGCAGCCAUCGGACCGACUCCAUCUUCCCUCUGCCAUUGAAUAUCCCAUAACAGUGAGAAUGGGCGGGAAGCUGGGGACGUCCAUCAUGGAGACUGCGAGUGGAAAACAUUGGAGAUCUCACUCAGUUCAGCAAGAUCGAGCUGGAGCAGAACUUCGGAGAGAAGACCGGGUCGUGCCUCGACAGCUCCCCAAAUCCAUUGGCUGCAGUAAGAACUUCCCAGGAAAAACCUGUUUGGCUACAGAACAGCAGGUGCAGCUCUGGCUUCAUCAGCUGGCCCUCGAGUUACAGGAACGACUGAACAAAGACAUGAUAGGUCUCCUGCUUUGA
This is a messenger RNA of Sinocyclocheilus rhinocerous, 852 nucleotides long. RefSeq lists its product as uncharacterized. The record is from RefSeq and is a predicted model, not a curated record. Gene Ontology annotation, molecular function: damaged DNA binding. Lineage: Eukaryota; Metazoa; Chordata; Actinopteri; Cypriniformes; Cyprinidae. Gene Ontology annotation, biological process: regulation of heme biosynthetic process; DNA repair. The transcript is spliced from 9 exons. Gene Ontology annotation, cellular component: mitochondrial membrane. The coding region runs from base 70 to 852 and encodes 260 amino acids.